CCCACCUAUAGACCACUAGACGCUUCUCUCCUCUCCCCAUCACUACCAACGAUGCUGCCCACCCGUCUCUUCCGCAACACCGGCAUUGCCCCCCCUCUCCGCACUCUCCUCACCCCUUCUUCAUCGCUUCCCUCGACGCUCUCCACCCAACUCCGCCUUCGUCUCGCCGUCAACCCCGCCUCGGCGUCGACCAUCACCACUUCUGCCUGUGCUCACUCUCCCCAGGCUCAAGUCCAAUCGCACCAGCACGACCACCACCACAGUCAUGCUUACCCAGGCGAUGUCGCCUCCUCGACGCACAUUCAUGGACAGGAACACCCAUACGUGCGCCAGGAACCGACGCUGAGCUUGACGUUCACCUGCACGGCGGACGAGUGCAACACCCGGAGCACGCACCAGUUCUCGAAGAGGUCGUACACGACGGGCAUUGUCCUCAUUGAAUGCCCCGGAUGCAAGAACCGCCAUCUCAUCGCAGACCACCUCGGCUGGUUCCAAGAUGGCACGCAAAACGGGCAGUACAAGACCGUGGAAGACCUCGUGCGUUCGCGCGGGGAGAAGGUCAAGUACGGAAAGAUGGACACGAGCGGGUCCAUCGAGUACUCUCCUGCGUAAACAAAACGUCGACGGGCGCAACGGUCCCAUGUCCUCCCUCGUCGCUUACGAGGCGAACACGGGAUGCUUCUUGGAGUCACACCGCCACCCCCACACAACCUCCACCCCUCUCCCAUUUCAAAGUUCCUAUUCAUUCGCACUCCGAGCCUGCAUCACGCGCCCCGGCAAUUUCCAUUCCUAGUCUCCAUUUUCGUCUCGUCGGUUCCCAUCUUCGCAAAUUGCGGCUACUCGAAGCCCCUAUCGGCCAUCAUUGAUCCCUCAAUAGACUUCCUUUCUCUCCUUCCCUCGCAGUUCGCCGACAGCGCCCUCGUCCAUACCACUUCCGCAUCGACACCUGCCCACACCCACGUCUUUUUUGCCGCCCAACACCCCCACACCAUUCUGGUCUCGCCAGGUCUCGCUCGUUUCCUAUAGAGCUUUCUGUUCCGUUCUAUUCCUAUUCCACCUUUGCAUCUUCCUAUCCCCGUACAGUAUUAGCCUUGCGUAGCCUCGCCUCACCUAGACUUCAUGUUACUAUUAGCUUCAUCUUGGCCCGUCUCGUUCCGUUCUGAGUAUCGUCUUGCCUCGGUUUGCCUCGUCUUAUCUUGCACAUACAACUACACACAUACACCCCCCACAGACACUUCGUUUUACAUACAUGCAUACUCUACAUAACUUACAGUACGCAGCACCCCCC
This is a messenger RNA of Stereum hirsutum FP-91666 SS1, 1288 nucleotides long. Its product is annotated as zf-DNL-domain-containing protein. Gene Ontology annotation, molecular function: protein-folding chaperone binding; zinc ion binding. Gene Ontology annotation, biological process: protein import into mitochondrial matrix; protein stabilization; protein folding. The record is from RefSeq and is a predicted model, not a curated record. The coding region runs from base 52 to 612 and encodes 186 amino acids. Lineage: Eukaryota; Fungi; Basidiomycota; Agaricomycetes; Russulales; Stereaceae. The transcript is spliced from 2 exons. Gene Ontology annotation, cellular component: mitochondrion.